CCUUCAACGCGGAGUCAAAAGAAGCAAAAUUUCAUUCUUACCACGUUAAUAGUUUAAUACGUGUAAUUAAAAUGUAUUAUGUGUUUUAAUUUGUAUAUACAAUUAUUUUAGCGUUUUAAUAUUGGUCAAGUAACCAAUAAUUUGGUAUUUUGUACACAAUGACAGCCUCCGGCUUUAGAGUUUGGGUAGUUAUUUUAGCCCUUGUUAUUGUUACUUCGGCACAUUUAAAUCCUAAAAGGGAUGAGAAAAAAGCCAAGUCAGUCACUAGUUUCGUAAGUGCUAAAUGGGAAGCAACACCAAUUGUUCUAGAGCUAGCUGAAUAUCUUGCUACUGAAAGCUCUGACUUGUUCUGGUCAUUUGUGGAUGGUAUAAAUUCGUUGAAAUCUAGUCUUGAAGAUUUAGAGACUGAUAAAGAAAUAUACAAUGCAUGCAUUGGUGUUGCCAGCUCCUUGCUGGCGCCAGCACAGUUGCGAAUGGCAAAACUGGCAUUGUCCAUGCAUACUACAUCACCAACUGUCCGAAUGUUUGAUGAGAUUGCAGCACAGAAUGGGGCCAAGAGUGUUGCUUGCCCUACCUUUGUUUCCAUUGCUUCAAGACAAGUUUGUGAUAAUGAUGUGUUACGUGAUAUUCUCAAAUCAUAUAACAAAUAUGAUCCUGAAGAACACAGGUUGGAGACAUAUUUGCUGGACCAUUCCUAUCCAAGCAGUGAUAACAAAACUCUUACUGCAAUAUUGUAUGGAGAGCUUGGUUCCAAAGAUUUUACUAGCAAACAUAACAUCUUGACAGGUUACGCUGACAGAGGAGUAAUCAAUUAUGUUGUCAGAUGGAAUGUUAAGACUAGUGGUAAGCCCAAAUUGCGACUAUCUGGUUAUGGAGUUGAACUACAACUGAAGAGUACUGAAUAUAAAAGUCAAGAUGACUCAACUCCUAAGGAAUCUGAGAGCAAUGAAGCUUCUCAAGCUAAUGAGGAGGAGGACGAGAAUGACCCACAAAAUCAGAUUGAUGGGUUUAACUUCGGAAGAUUAAAGAAUCUGUUUCCUGCUUUGCGUACGCCGCUGGAGCGUUUUCGCCGGCACUUGUCCGAGUCGAGCGAAGAGCUUGCGCCUCUGAAGGUGUGGCAAAUGCAAGCUCUGAGCAUGCAGGCGGCCGCCGCGGUGGCCGAUGCAGCUGAUGCUGGGGGCGAUGAGCCACUCAGGGUUCUCGCUUCGAUUGCGCAAAACUUUCCUAUGCAGACGAAGUCGCUGAUACACGUGAACGUGCCGCGCUCGUUCCGCGACGAGGUGCUGUUCAACCAGGACGUGUGGGCGUCGUCGCUGGGGCUGCGCGCCGCGGAGCCGCUGCUGCUGGUGUCGGGCGCGCAGUACGACGCCGAGGACGUGGACGUGCUGGCGCUGCUGGCCGCGCUGCGCGAGGACAUCGGACCCAUGAACACGUUGCACGCGCUCGGUCUGUCAAAAAAACUGAUCAACACCCUAAUGUCCAUGGAAGUGGGCGAGUCGUAUACAUGGGAGGAGUAUGGGCUGGACAUCAGAGACACGGCGGUGACGUGGCUCAACGACUUGGAGUCCGACGAGCGCUACCGCCGCUGGCCCUCUUCCUACAUGGAGCUCUUGAGACCGACCUACCCCGGCAUGCUCAGGAAUCUUAGGAGGAAUAUUUACAAUUACGUGAUAGUAGUGGACCCGACAUCGUUGGCGUCGAGACCGCCACUAAAGCUCAGCGAGACGUUGCUGAAGCACGCGACGCCGGUGCGCGUAGGGCUGGUGCUCGCGCCGGGGGCCGACGUCGCGCUCACCGCCGCCGUGCGCUCCGCUUUCAACUACGUGGCGCAGGAGAAGAACUCUAACAAAGAGGCCUUUUACUUCCUUACUCAGCUUCUCCACUCGACUCAAAACGAACCAAUCAACAUUGAACACGUAAAGACGUACUUUAAGAAAUAUGUGAGCUGGAGCGAGAGCAAUAUAGACGCCAUUAUUUCUGAAGAUUCUGAGUAUAACUUUGGCAGCCAGUUAGCUGAAGAAUUCGUAUCCAAAAUUGGCACCAAUAAGUACCCACAGGUGUUAAUAAACGGCGUGCCGCUGUGGGACGACGGGCCGACGCCCGUGACGGCCUCCGUGGAGCUGCUGGAGGAGGCGCUGGUGUCCGCGCUGUCGCGGCACACGGGCCGCUUCCAGCGCGCCGUGUUCAGGGGCGAGCUCUCCGACAUGGACGACGCCGUUGACUUCCUUAUGAAGCAGUCGCAUAUCAUGCCCAGGUUAAACAAACGUAUCCUCAGCUCUGAACCCACCCAGUACUUGGACUUGUCGGGUGUGCCUGCCUCUACUGAAUUUUUCACGGAAGAAAAAGUUCAUAGAAUGUUACAAUUAACAGGACGCGACGCUAUAGCGACCGCCCUGCCGCUCCUCAGAUAUUUCGCCAAGCCUGGCAAGCCGGAGAAGAUCACGCAAACUAUCUGGAUCACUGGCGAUCUCAACCAAAAACUUUCUAGGGAAUUGCUGAAGAAUGCUAUUACUUUCAUGAGAGAUUCACGCGGAGUGCGCGUGGCUUUCAUUCCAAAUGUGGACGGGUUGUCUAAAGCGGACCAGUCUCUCAACAAGGUGGUCCUUGCGGCGCUGACGGCGCUCGACCCUGCCGAGGCCACCAAGUACGUCGCGCAGCUCUUGGAGGACGAGGGCUGCCACGAAAGACAAGAUUGCAACAUAUUGCCGGAGUUGGUGCCCGCCCUGAAUCGCUACGAGUGGGUGCUAAAGGCGGCGCGGGUGCUGUGCGCGCGCAGCAUGAAGCUCCGCGCCGGCGCGCGCGCCGUCCUACACAACGCUCGUCUCAUCGGCCCGCUAGACGGGGACGAGCGGUUCACGCUUGACGACUUCCUGCUACUAGAGAGAUUUAGCAGCAACAUGUAUGCCGAUAAAUUAUCAGAAAUAUUUGAUAAGAAAAAAACUGUGACAAAUGAAGUUACCGAUGACGAGGAAGAGGAAUUGGACGUAUCAGUGCUGAGCGCGGACGAGAUGCUGAAGGCGAUGGCGGUGCUGGCGGCGCGCAGCCCGCGCGCUCGCACGCCGCUGCCCGCCGGCCUGCGCGCCGACCACUCGCUCGUCGACCUGCCGCCGCUGCACAAGGACGAGGCCGCCAUUGAGAUCGUGGCAGUGCUGGACCCCGCGUCGACGGCGGCGCAGCGCGUGGCGCCGCUGCUGCUGGUGCUGCGGCGCGUCGUCAACUGCCGCGUCAAGCUUUACCUCAACCCGCAGGACAAGAACUCCGACAUGCCCCUCAAGAGUUUCUACCGCUACGUGCUGGAGCCCGAGCUGCAGUUCACGAGCUCGGGCGCGGCGGCUGGCGGCGCGAUGGCGCGGUUCGCGCGGCUGCCGCACGCGCCGCUGCUGUCGCUGGAGCUGCGCACGCCCGCCAACUGGCUCGUCGAGUGUGUCAAGUCCGUGUACGACCUGGACAACAUACGGCUGGCUGACGUCGACACCGUAGUGCACAGCGAGUUCGAGCUGGAGUACCUGCUGUUGGAGGGGCACGCCUGGGACGCGACGCUGGGCACGCCGCCGCGCGGGCUGCAGCUGGUGCUGGGCUCGCGCGCGCGCACCGACACCGUCGACACCAUCGUCAUGGCCAACCUCGGCUACUUCCAGCUCAAGGCCAACCCUGGCGCCUGGACGCUGCGCCUGCGACCCGGCCGCUCUGACGACAUCUACCAGAUUAUUGGGCACGAAAACACGGACACACCCGCCGGCAGCGAAGAAAUCCAAGUGCUGAUGAGCUCGUUCCGCAGCCACGUGAUCAAACUACGAGUGAGCAAGAAGCCGGACAAGCAGAACCACGACCUGCUCGUCGACAACGAGGACGUCAACUCGGGCGGCAUAUGGAACUCCAUCGCCAGUUCAUUCGGCGGCGGCGAAGAGCAGGAGUCUCAGGACGAGACGAUCAACGUGUUCUCCGUGGCUUCCGGGCAUCUCUACGAGCGCUUCCUGCGCAUCAUGAUGCUGUCGGUGCUCAAGCACACACGCUCGCCCGUCAAGUUCUGGUUCCUCAAGAACUACCUCAGCCCCUCGCUAAAGGACAUUCUCCCGUACAUGGCCCAAGAGUACGGAUUCCAGUACGAGCUGGUGCAGUACCAGUGGCCGCGCUGGCUGCAGCGGCAGCGCGACCGCCAGCGCACCAUCUGGGGCUACAAGAUCCUCUUCCUCGACGUGCUGUUCCCGCUCCACGUCAAGAAGAUCAUCUUCGUCGAUGCGGACCAGAUCGUCCGCGCAGACCUGAAGGAGCUAGUAGAUCUGGACUUGGGCGGCGCGCCUUACGGGUACACGCCGUUCUGUGAUAGUAGAAAGGAAAUGGAAGGAUUCAGAUUCUGGAAGCAAGGGUACUGGCGCAACCACCUGCAGGGUCGCAGCUACCACAUCAGCGCGUUGUACGUGGUGGACCUCAAGCGUUUCCGGCGCAUCGCCGCCGGCGACCGUCUGCGCGGCCAGUACCAGGCGCUCAGCCAGGACCCCAACAGUCUCUCCAACUUAGAUCAAGAUUUGCCGAACAACAUGAUUCAUCAAGUUGCGAUAAAGUCCCUACCACAGGAGUGGCUCUGGUGCGAGACGUGGUGCGAUGAAAAUUCAAAACCACAAGCGAAAACAAUCGAUUUGUGUAACAACCCGAUGACGAAGGAGGCGAAGCUGUCGGCGGCGAUGCGCAUCGUGCCCGAGUGGAGCGAGUACGACGCGGAGGUGAAGGCGCUGCAGGCGCGAGUGCGCCGCGGCCUCUACCAGGCCGCCGACCACGAGCAGGCGAAGCUGUCGGCGGCGAUGCGCAUCGUGCCCGAGUGGAGCGACUACGACGCGGAGGUGAAGGCGCUGCAGGCGCGAGUGCGCCGCGGCCUCUACCAGGCCGCCGACCACGAGCAGGCGAAGCUGUCGGCGGCGAUGCGCAUCGUGCCCGAGUGGAGCGAGUACGACGCGGAGGUGAAGGCGCUGCAGGCGCGAGUGCGCCGCGGCCUCUACCAGGCCGCCGACCACGAGCAGUGGAGCGAGUACGACGCGGAGGUGAAGGCGCUGCAGGCGCGAGUGUGCCGCGGCCUCUACCAGGCCGCCGACCACGAGCAGGUACCUACUCUACAUAUAGUGUAA
Messenger RNA from Cydia fagiglandana, 5120 nucleotides. RefSeq names its product UDP-glucose:glycoprotein glucosyltransferase (gene Uggt). Gene Ontology annotation, cellular component: endoplasmic reticulum. Bases 159 to 5120 code for a protein of 1653 amino acids. The transcript has 29 exons. NCBI's taxonomy places the organism in Eukaryota, Metazoa, Arthropoda, Insecta, Lepidoptera, Tortricidae. The record is from RefSeq and is a predicted model, not a curated record. Gene Ontology annotation, molecular function: UDP-glucose:glycoprotein glucosyltransferase activity.